AUGCGCCGUUUUGUUCACAAGCCUUCAAUUCUGAUAGUCCUUCUUAUUGGCUUGCACUUUGUCUCACCGGAAUGCGAAGAUGGAUGGGAGCAAAGCGAUGUCCUUGGAUGCCUUCUCAAAACAAAUGUGGUGGCUCAAUCGAUGGAUCAAGCAGAGAAACUGUGCAAGAGCCACAACGCCGGUCUUCUCAAGCUCGAUAAUGACAAAGAGGCCGAUGCUUUUCUGAUGAUGUCGUCCUUUCAACAGAGCAACUCAACGACGAGGGAAAAGAAUGUGUCGAAGACGGUGCUACCGCCGAGCCCAUCGGGUACAUCAAACACUCCGGAGACGACAAAACCGACCACUCGGACUACUACUCAAACAAGGGAACUGACGUCGUUGAGCACUUCUCAACCGGUGGAUUCGAGCACUUCGAGCACUUUGAUAACAACGCAAAAAAACACCUUAUCGCCGAUGGAGCCGAAUAGGAGAAGACGGAAGAUUGAUCAACAAAAUAAAACGGCCCAACGGAGCACAACGAUGAUGGUACAACAAAAGACGACGACUUUCCAAAAGUUUUUUGCGUAUGGACUGAACUCGACAAGUGAAUACUCGACGAUCACUAAUGAGACGACAAAAGAAACGGGCAACUGCAAAUAUAUCACUUUCCAUCUCAACUCGACAAGUAGCUGCGACGUGAGCAAUAAAACGCACAUGUUCAACUGCGACGAUACAAUGGGAAUUGUGGAAACAGUGUGCCAGAAGGAGCCAACUGUGCCGGGCAAAGAUGCUGCGAUAGCUCCUUUGGAAUAUAAGAUCCAACUCGGCAUUUCUUUGACGCUGGUGUUUAUGCUUGAGCUGAUCACUUUCACCUCCAUUCUGAUGAUUUUCAUUCGAGUAUGGAGGGCUCGGAAAUAUUAUCAACUCUUCUUCAAAGGGUUAAAAGCAUUGGAUGAACGUGUCAAGUUGCAGGAAUACGGAAAUCGAGAUGUGAUUCCCGUUUUGGAAUUGAUUGGUAUUGACGUUAAAACAUGGAAAUCGGAUCGUGCCAAAGAGAACGAGAAAGCCGAUGCGUUGGCAUAUGUGCUCAAGAGGGACCACCUACCGGCAAUUGUUCGCCCAACGAACGGCAAGAAGAAAGGAAAUAACAAAAUAAACAAAGGAAAUACAGCAACUUCGAUGAAUUCGAAAAUGAAAAGUACCAUGGCGUCAGCCGCCAAAGCUCCGGGCAAAAUUUCACCGCAAGGUCAACAAGCACUACAAGACUCAUUGGCAUCACCACCUCCACCGCCGCCAAUGCAACCACAAGGACAGCAACAACAAGACACGAGAUCACAAAUGAAAAGCGUUGCGUACUUCGAAGAAAUCGGCGGAAGUAACCAAAACAAAGGAGGUAGUCAGAUGGGAAGAAGCGGUCAAAAAGCGGGAAGUGCGCGGAACAACGGAAGUGGCCAGAAGGAUAGCAAAGAUGUGACCUUUUACAGACAAUCUUUUACAUUAAUGAAAGCGAUCCAAUCACAUCCUCGAAAAGAAUCGUUGAUACUUGGCAAUCCAGUUGAUUCUUCAAAAAGCUUCAAAAGUCCCGCGUAUUCU
Molecule: messenger RNA, 1572 nt
Organism: Mesorhabditis belari
Lineage: Eukaryota; Metazoa; Nematoda; Chromadorea; Rhabditida; Rhabditidae
Source: the annotation of a GenBank genome assembly